Molecule: messenger RNA, 1510 nt
Organism: Nestor notabilis (Kea)
Lineage: Eukaryota; Metazoa; Chordata; Aves; Psittaciformes; Psittacidae
Gene: SELENOI
Product: ethanolaminephosphotransferase 1 (CDP-ethanolamine-specific)
Exons: 9
Coding region: 34-1098 (354 amino acids)
Biological process (GO): phosphatidylethanolamine biosynthetic process
Cellular component (GO): endoplasmic reticulum membrane; Golgi apparatus
Molecular function (GO): ethanolaminephosphotransferase activity
Source: RefSeq, a predicted model, not a curated record
GCCGUGGACAGCAACCCCCUGUCUCUGUACGUCAUGCAUCCCUUCUGGAACACGAUAGUGAAGAUCUUCCCUACCUGGCUGGCCCCAAAUUUGAUAACGUUUUCUGGCUUCCUGCUGCUUGUCUUCAACUUCUUCCUCAUGGCAUACUUCGACCCUGACUUUUAUGCUUCUGCUCCUGAUCACCAGCACGUUCCAAACGGAGUGUGGGUCAUUGUCGGUCUCCUCAACUUCAUUGCCUAUACUCUAGAUGGUGUUGAUGGGAAGCAGGCUCGCCGGACCAACUCCAGCACGCCCCUGGGAGAGCUCUUUGAUCAUGGCCUGGACAGCUGGGCAUGUGUGUACUUUGUCGUGACAGUCUACUCCACCUUUGGACGGGGCUCCACGGGAGUCAGUGUCUUCGUUCUCUACCUCCUCUUAUGGGUGGUCUUGUUUUCAUUCAUCCUCUCCCACUGGGAGAAGUAUAACACAGGGAUUCUCUUCCUGCCAUGGGGAUAUGACAUCAGCCAGGUGACCAUUUCAAUUGUCUACAUAGUGACAGCCAUUGUUGGAGUUGAGGCCUGGUAUGCACCUUUCCUGUUUAAUUUCUUAUAUAGAGACCUAUUCACUGCAAUGAUUAUUGCUUGUGCACUCACUGUGACGCUGCCAAUGAGCCUGUAUAACUUCUACAAGGCCUAUAAAAACAACACCUUGAAGCACCACUCUGUGUAUGAAAUCAUGCUGCCACUGGUAUCUCCAGUGUUGCUAUUCCUGCUCUGCACCACGUGGGUCUUCAUGUCCCCGACAGACAUCCUGGAGGUCCAGCCCAGGCUCUUCUACUUCAUGGUUGGAACAGCCUUUGCUAACAUUUCUUGUCAACUGAUCGUGUGUCAGAUGAGCAGCACACGCUGCCAGCCUCUGAACUGGAUGCUGCUGCCCAUAGCGGUGGUGCUGCUCGUGGUGGUGUCUGGGUUUGCGCCCAACAGCGAAACGCUUCUCCUCUAUGUGUUAACUGCUUUCCUCACCCUGGCGCACAUCCACUAUGGAGUGGUCGUGGUGAGCCAGCUGAGCAGGCACUUCAAUAUACGGCCCUUCUCACUAAAGAAGCCGACACCAGAUUGACUAGGAGUGGAGGAAGAGAAAAUUGGCUUGCGGUCUGCAGAAGUACUGUAAAUAACUGCUGCAAAUACCUGUAAAUACUUCAACCAUCACCACGGAUCUAAACCUAUCCUCUGGACAGACAUCAGGGCAAAGUACACACGGUAUCCGGUGCAGCCAGGGCAGGACUGGUACAGGGCAGCCCCUGCUGCUGUUUGAAUGUGAGCUUUUGGUUUUGGGUGAAACUGGCCGAGGAGGGCAUUUAUUUCAAAUCACUGUUACUGUAUAUUAGACCAGCUGAAUGUUCCCCGUGAAACCUCAGACUCCAGCUCUUGCUCACGUAAUGCCAGUUGGGGGUGCAAAUGGCUUUACCUGAGCAAAGAGUUUUGACCUGUCACCAAAACCAACAUAACAGUUGAUUUCUACAAGGUCAGGG